CAGUGUAUGUAAGCCUUCUGUCAACACUGAGACAAGUGUCAAGAGUGAAAAAGUGCUGUGCUUUUAGACUUUUUGAUUGUCACGUAUCGUAUCAAGUGUUUUUUUGAGAAAACAUAUUUUUGAGUUUGAUUUUGAGUAUUUGACUAAUAUUUCAUUCGAUCCCUGGAUAGCUUAGAAAACGAUCAAAAUGCUGGACGGUGAAUCCCAGGACAAUGGUUUUGUGGAAACAGAACAAAGACCUAAUGGUGGCGGCGAUGAAGGCGACGCACUGGGUAGCCAUGAAUCUUCGCAGUCGCGUCGUUAUGCCAAAAUGCCCGUGGAUAAAAACGCUCCUUAUUACAACAUGAAUCAUAAGUAUCGUGGUAUGGCGAUUAUUUUUAAUCACGAACACUUCGAUAUUCACAGCCUGAAGUCACGCACUGGCACUAACGUCGACAGUGACAAUCUUGCCAAAGUUCUCAAGGGUUUGGGCUUCCGCGUUACCGUGUUGACUAACUUAAAGUCUGAAGAAAUUUUGAAAUACGUCCAGCAAACAGCGGAUAUGGACCACUCAGACAGUGACUGCCUACUUAUUGCUGUGCUAACACAUGGAGAGCUGGGAAUGUUGUAUGCUAAAGAUACACAUUACAAGCCAGAAAACUUGUGGUAUUACUUCACUGGUGAUAAGUGUCCAACACUUGCCGGAAAGCCUAAGCUGUUUUUUAUUCAAGCUUGCCAGGGCGAUAAAUUGGAUGGUGGUGUAACUCUAAGCCGCACUGAGACAGAUGGCUCACCCUCUACUUCAUACAAAAUUCCUGUGCAUGCAGACUUUUUGAUUGUGUUCUCCACCGUGCCUGGAUACUACUCUUGGAGGAACACAACUCGUGGUUCUUGGUUUAUGCAAGCAUUGUGUGAAGAGUUACGCUAUGCAGGAACUGAAAGGGAUAUCUUAACACUGCUUACUUUUGUUUGUCAGAGAGUUGCACUUGAUUUUGAAUCGAACACUCCAGAUCUGAUGCCAAUGCACCAGCAGAAGCAGGUUCCUUGCAUCACAAGCAUGCUCACUCGUCUACUUGUAUUUGGUAAAAAGUAAUAAUGUUGGUUAAGUUCUUGAUCUUAUACCUAUGUUAGGUAUUCAAUUGUCUUGAUAGUUUAAGUUUUUUAUAAUAAAUAAAAUUUAGUGAACAAUU
Trichoplusia ni (cabbage looper) is the source of this 1169-nucleotide messenger RNA. RefSeq names its product caspase-1. Gene Ontology annotation, cellular component: cytoplasm. Bases 188 to 1072 code for a protein of 294 amino acids. Gene Ontology annotation, biological process: proteolysis; apoptotic process. NCBI's taxonomy places the organism in Eukaryota, Metazoa, Arthropoda, Insecta, Lepidoptera, Noctuidae. The transcript has a single exon. The record is from RefSeq and is a predicted model, not a curated record.